Messenger RNA from Quercus lobata, 807 nucleotides. RefSeq lists its product as uncharacterized. The coding region runs from base 1 to 807 and encodes 268 amino acids. NCBI's taxonomy places the organism in Eukaryota, Viridiplantae, Streptophyta, Magnoliopsida, Fagales, Fagaceae. The transcript has 3 exons. The record is from RefSeq and is a predicted model, not a curated record.
AUGGCUUCUGCUACGAAUGCAAAUGGUUCUACAGAUGCUUCCACACCUGUGAAUCCAUCUUCUUCUUCUUCACAAGAAUCUCCAAUGGAUGACCCUCUGUUCUUGCAUCACGCAGAGAAUCCAAGUUUAGUGCUUGUCACACAGCCAUUGAUAGGUGGUGAAAAUUAUUCAGCUUGGGCUCGUGCAGCCUGGAUAAGAUGUGACAACAUGGUUGGGACAUGGCUAACCAAUUCAGUCUCACCAAAGCUCCAAGCAAGCAUCAUUUAUGAAGAUACUGCCUUAGAAAUUUGGAAUGACUUGAAGAAUCGCUUUGCCCAAACAAAUGGACCUAGAGUUUUCAAUCUUCAAAAGGACAUAGCAGAGCUUCAUCAAGGAGAGAUGUCUAUCACUGACUUCUUCACCCAGUUGAAGUUCGAUCUCAAGUCCUUGCUUAUGGACCCUAUUCCGUCUCUUAGCAAAGUUUACUCUUUGCUAAUUCAAGAAGAGACACAAAGAUCAGUGCCUAACACAUCUUUUGCUAAGGUUGAUUCCAUUGCUUUGGCUGCUAAGUUGUCCAAUGAACAUCUUGGUUCAUUUCUUGGUAGUGCUGCUGGCAAAGGGAAGGAGAGACCAACUUGCACACAUUGUGGCAAGACUGGUCACAUAGUGGAUAAAUACUAUAAAAAGCAUAGUUUUCCACCAGGUUUUAAGUUCAAGAAUAAGCCAUUUAUGGCUCAUCAAGUAUCUUCAGAUGCUUCACCCAUUGUUGCUCCAAUUGCUUCACUAAUGCAUCAUCAGACUGCUUUUACUCCUGAACAGUAUCAAUAG